Molecule: messenger RNA, 1395 nt
Organism: Contarinia nasturtii (swede midge)
Lineage: Eukaryota; Metazoa; Arthropoda; Insecta; Diptera; Cecidomyiidae
Product: ankyrin-3-like
Exons: 11
Coding region: 1-1395 (464 amino acids)
Molecular function (GO): protein binding
Source: RefSeq, a predicted model, not a curated record
AUGCUUCCAAUACCCGACAAACUCAAAUUCGAUCAAAUUGAAGAAUUCACACUGAACUUGGGUCUAGACUUGGGUGUAAUAAUGUGGAAUCAUCGCGCCAUUAGUUUUCUCCAACAGCACCAAUCUAUCACGAAAUUCACAUUGCGCUCAAGUGCCACCAACAUCAAUGAAAAAACUUUGGCCGAAGUCGUUAUUGCACUACCACUGUUGACGGAACUCAACAUUUUCGGUGUAGUAUUUCCGGUUGAUGAUAUACGUCGCUUUAUGAACAAGUUCCAGUUGAUCAGCUAUGGAUUUACAGUCAGAAGUCAAGAACAAGUUGACGAAUUGAAGAAACGCCUUGGGCUUGAGCGAAUCACUGAAUUGUUUCUUAAAAAUGGGGCAAAUGCCAAUCACCAAAAUUACGACACUACAUUUGGCAUUAAUGUAUCGGCGUUGCAUUUGGCUAUAAAAAGAGGUCAUGAACGUGUUGCUGAAAUACUGAUUAAAAGUGGUGCUGAUGUGAAUAUAAGAGGCGCAGACGGAUGGGAUGGAAUAAUGUUUGCCGCUCAUGAAGGUUUUGAGGGAAUUGUUGAAUUAUUACUUGAAAAGGGGGCCAAUGUCAACAGUCAAGAUAAUAUUGAGAUGACUCCUUUAUUAAAAGCUUCGAUGCAUGGUCAUACAAAUGUAGUUGAGGUGCUAAUAAAGAAGGGAGCUGAUAUUAAUUUAAAAACUAACAGUGGCGAGAGUCCGCUGUAUAUAGCAGCAAUUGAAGGUCAACAACGUGUCGUUGAGAUACUGAUUAAAAGUGGUGCCGACGUGAAUAUCCAGAGAAAAGAUGGAUAUGCACCAAUUUAUGUAGCUGCUCAGGAAGGUUAUGAACGAAUAACAGAAUUAUUGCUUAAAAAUGGUGCUAAUGUAAAUAUUGUAAACAAUGAAGGGUUCUCUCCGCUCCACUCAUCGAGUGGCCAUGGUUAUGAGCGAAUUACUGAAUUGCUAAUUAAAAAUGGUGCCGAAGUGAAUAUCGCAAAUAAGAUUGGAUGGUCACCAAUCCAUUCAGCUGCUGCUCAUCGUGGUUUUAAAGAUAUCGCUGCAGUGUUAGUCCGAAAUGGUGCUGAUGUUAACAUAAAAGCACAAAAUGGAUCGUCACCACUACAUAUUGCUACUAUUAAUGAUUGUGAGGAAAUUGUGGAAUUUUUACUGAGAGUUGGUGCCGAUGUCAAUUUGAAAGAUAAAAACAACGACACAGCAAUGGAUCUAGCUAGAAGAAAAGUUACCAGUCAGCCAACUCAAAACUCAGGAAAUAAUAAAAUCCUCAAACUCCUUGAAACAGUUCGUGGAAAGUGGUCAGCAGAAAAGGCCUGUCAAUCGUUUUCAUCGGAUAGAAUUUUAAAUGACUCGAAUUAUCAAUGGUGA